AUGGCUGCAGUAACUUCCUCCAUUACAAUAUACUCCCCGAACUAUAAAUGUGUCGUCAAGGCUUCUAAACUCCCUUCAUCUUUGAAACCCACAUCUCGAACCUCAAAAUUAUCUACCGAACCUGAAAAAACUAUCCCAUUGGCCAAGAAUUUGGCAAUAGCGAGCACGAUCCUUUCACCCUUAGCCUCUUCUCCCCUAGCGUUGGCUGCAAAGCAAAUAGCCGAGUCACCCCAAGAAGAUAACCGAGGCCUCGUCCUCCUGGUGCCUGUUGCAGCUGCUGUAGGGUGGGUGCUCUUCAACAUUCUCGGUCCUGCAUUGAACCAGCUAAACAGAAUGAGGAGCGAGAAAAUGACGAUAGUAGGACUUGGACUUGGUGGGUUGAUUACUGCCACUUCUGCUUGGUUAGUGCCAGCUGCUUCUGCUGCAAGCGAAGUUAUAGAAAAUGAGGGUGUUUCCGAGGGUGGUAACCAAGGCCUGCUUCCAUUAGUUGUGGCUGGAGCUGUGGCUUUAGAGGUUUUGUUGUUGAAUAGCAUGCAGCCAAAGUCUGAGGAGAAGGGUGCCAAUCACUGA
Molecule: messenger RNA, 570 nt
Organism: Amaranthus tricolor (Joseph's coat)
Lineage: Eukaryota; Viridiplantae; Streptophyta; Magnoliopsida; Caryophyllales; Amaranthaceae
Product: photosystem II core complex proteins psbY, chloroplastic-like
Exons: 1
Coding region: 1-570 (189 amino acids)
Biological process (GO): cell redox homeostasis; photosynthesis
Cellular component (GO): membrane; photosystem II; chloroplast thylakoid
Molecular function (GO): manganese ion binding
Source: RefSeq, a predicted model, not a curated record